Messenger RNA from Cephus cinctus (wheat stem sawfly), 1900 nucleotides. RefSeq names its product protein FAM166B. The transcript is spliced from 6 exons. NCBI's taxonomy places the organism in Eukaryota, Metazoa, Arthropoda, Insecta, Hymenoptera, Cephidae. The coding region runs from base 581 to 1348 and encodes 255 amino acids. The record is from RefSeq and is a predicted model, not a curated record.
AUCAGGAUUGUGCACUUGAUUCAUUGGGUACCAGUAAGUUCAAACAUUGUCGGUCGCAUUGCGGUUUGCUCGAGAGAGCGCGGGUGUCAAUCGAUGAGAGGAUUCUCCAGAGGAAGCGAUCGUAAGGUACCAGGUGUUCAUCAGGUACAAGGGUGUUGGUCUAAUGUGGUGAAGGAUGGUCUUCGAGCCCAUCACUCAGGAGCAGAGGAGACGCUUCUUUAGGCAGGGAUAUGGAGCUCAUCUGCCUGGUACUUUGAAAUCUUAGCCAGCUGUCUGCCACAUGGAAUCGUGACAAAUUAUACAACGAUACAGUUUGGAUUUGGAUAGCCAUGGUAAUUUAACAAGGCUGAGAAUGCCCUUGGCGAUAUCUCAUCCGAAUAUUCUCGGUGGUCCAUAUCUGAGGUGCUCCAGUGAGCGUAAUGGAGGGACUUCUACAAUACAGCCUAAUUCCAUCAGAAGUACAGGACAAAAGUAAUCGUUCCUCAUGAAAAAUAUUAAAACAAGGAUCCUCGUUACAACUCAGAAGACAUGAAAAAAAUGGGAUGCUUACAAACAGAGAUGAACUCAACAUACGUAAUGAAUGGAUACAGCUGGGGAAAAAAUCGCAAAUGUCAAGAGGACCGCUGGAGGACAUUUUACCAAAGAGGCACGAUACACCGGCCAUUGUCCAACUCUCAAGUUUCGGGUUGGCAAGAGAUUCGGAGCCUGUACAGAAGAGAUAAUGAAGGCACCGUUACAGGAACUCCUCGAGAAAGAGAUCCUGAAGAAUGGUCCAUAUAGACCAGCAUCUGGGAAGGAGGUCCUGAUACCUAUUGUCCGAGAAAAGGAUAUCAGGAGAGACUGGAAAAAUGACGCUUACCUGCACAAAGCGCCACCUUAUAUCCUAGGCUAUACUGGAUACAUUCCGGGUUUCAACAAUAGGUACGGAUUACCCUUUAAGAAAGCUGUUGAAGAGGGUCGCAAGGAAUGGCGAGACACACAGAAUGAGCUAAGGGCUAAAAGGGACGCCCUAAGAGCCCAUGUUGAAAGAACCGAUCCCAGGAAUCUGUUAGCUAGAGCCAGAGCGGACAACGUUGAUGUGGAGAUUGAUCACGGUCAUGACAGAGAUAGAACAUUCUUUGAGCAUCACGUGUCACCAGAGAAGCCACCGAUUGUGGGCUACACUGGACACAUACCUGGCGCUAAGGGCGAAGUUGCCCUUUCGAAGAGGUAUGCACAAGCUGCCAGGAGAGGACUGGAGCUUAUUCAUAAAGAACGUGCGGAGAGGUAUGGUACUAAGGACAAGAAUGCAGUUCAAAGGGUCCUUGAUGUAGCGUACCUGGAUGAAACUGGACACAGUAGAGCAUAAAGCUAAUAUACUUUGCUACUGUCACUUUUAAUGACGCUCACUCUGUUAUUUAUUGCGUUAUUUAACUUCGAAGUUAUACUCGUUAUUAGAUUAUAUUCUAGCGAAUAAGUCAAUGUAUUCCGUCCAUUGCUCGAGUGGCAUAACACGUGUAUUAUAUGUAUACAUAUAUGUAGAUUUUAACUUGAGAUUAUUAUAAGUAAUACUCAAGAGAUACACAUAACGUUCUUAUUUGGUCGGCCAUUUUGGAUCGUUCAGUAUUAGAAUUUCAGAUAAUUAUUUUUUUCUCAUAUGUGUUUCGUCCUUGAAACAUCUACGAUGAAUAUGUGUGCCUCAUUAAUUGUAUGCUAGUUUCAUUUCUUAUAAGAAAUGAAAUUUAGUUACAAAUUUAUGACAUUGCUGUAAGGUAAACUAAUUGCUGACUUUAGAGAUGGCUAUUAUGUACUUGAUGGAAGGUCGGGCUUUCUUGGAGUUCAGCAACAAUGAAAUUUAUCGUUGGACGGUUGAUACCCUUCGGUAUUUAAUCAUGUAAAUAAAGCAUUUACCAUUCCAAGA